GAAAGGCUGGGACUCUUUUUUUUUUUUUUUCCCUUUCGCUCUCCCCGUCGGCGUUUAUAUACUGCAAUUGUCUGUCUGGUCCUGCUUGAUUCCCUUCUCCCCUUUCUCCGGGCUCCUCCACCGCUCCGCUUUCCCCGUCCCCUGACAAGGACUCACAUAGAAGGCGUGUCCUCUCGGGGCGGUUGCUGCCGCUGCGGAAGGCAGCUUAAAGCUAUAAAAGAAGUGAUCGGGUGCCGGCUUGAGCUGCAUUUCCCGCCUCUGCUUUCCUCCGAAGGACUUGGAGCCGGUGCCGAAUAGAGCAGCGGGAGCGCCGCCCGCGUGCCUGGGGGCGAAUUGAAGGCCAGGGCACGGCAAAGCCAUAGAGGGCGCUAGGCAAGCCUCAAUGCGCGGUCUAGCUGCCUUUGCAACAUGCUGGAACUACAGAUCAGCUAAAAGGACUUUGCACACCGCUGUCGGAGCUGGAUUGCAGCGCUCUCUUUCCUUAUGAAGAAGACACAAACUUGGAUUAUCACUUGCUUUUAUCUUCAAUUGCUCCUACUUUAUCCUCUUAUUAAAGCUCAAAGUCCCUGUGGGAAUCCGGUGACAGAUGAUGUAAAUGAAAUUACAGUACUUGUUGGAAAUCUUCCACAUGAUUAUUUGAUAGCCCUUAGAUAUGUCCAGAAGACGGACACACUGCCUUACCACUGUUGGUUGCAUUUGAUGGUCCCUGAAUUGUUAAACAGUCUAAAUAAUCUUCUCAAUAAAUUUAAAGAAUUUCCAGAUAUGUCAAAUGUCUUGAGUAAUUAUUCAAUUAUCAAUAAACUAAGGCGGAUCAUCAAUGAUGUGAUGGCAUGCUUACCUUCUACCACAUAUAAUAAGAAUUAUAGCCAACAUGAUCAUCUAUAUGAAGAAGGUAAAUUUGUUCCAGAAGAGUUCUUCAAGCACUUUUACAGCAUUAUUGAGGCCUACAAAAUCUUUUCAAAAAGACCAGAACAAAGUGACUGCAUUCUUCCCUCAACAACAGAAUCCUCUCCAAAUGAUUCAAGCACCAGUGUCACAGAGCCAUUUUUAUUACAUCCUGUUGCGGCCAGUUCCCUUAGGAAUGAUAGCAGUGACAAUAACAGCAACAAAGCAGAAUUGGACUUCCUCAGUAAAUCUAGCAAUCAAGUAUUGAGCAUAGCACUUUCAUCAUUGUUGGCUUUUGUCUUCGGCUUUGUUUUGGGAGCCAUAUGCUGGAAGAAAAGGAUCUGCAGGCAUAUACUACAAAUUCACCAGACUACACAAUCUAACAUCAACCAAGAUGAUAAUGAGAUAAGUAUGUUGCAGCACAAAGACAAAUCGCUUCUACAAGUGUAGCUGUUUCUUUUUUAUAUAUACACUGUUACUGCUUCACGUCUAGGCAACUAACAGUUCUAAGUUUGCUUCAUAAAUGAAGCAGCUUUAAGCAUAUUUGUAUUCCUUUUGGAGUGACAGACUGAGUCUGCAUCUGUUGCUGUUGCCUGGGACUCCAUAUUCACAAUAUAGAACUGUGGAUAAAAGCUGUGUUACUGUGAAAUCAAUGUGGAAUUCAACAUCACUAGAGAAAAGAGUCUACAGCAAAAAGGAUUACCACUUUUAAUGCAGAACAAAGUGUAUCUUUGCACCUUGGAUCUGCAGUGGAUUUUAGCAAAUGCAGUAAGAAGAUUUAUGUGAUCCAAAAUAUAAGGAAGUUUGUAUUGGAUGCACAAAUGAAGACUAUGAAUAGAAGAAAUAUGCGGAAAUGGACAAAAAUAGGAAACUUCAGAAAUGUAUAUGUCUUGCAAAUAAGUUUAUGCAAUGGACUAAUGUGCUAGUUUUCUUUCAUCAGUGGAACUGGGCUAAUAGUGACGGAAAGUUUCAUUUAAAAUCAGAUACAGUAAUUUUGAAAGAUAUAAGUGGAGUUUAAUUUUGUGUCAAAAAUUUUAUACAGUUUGACAAUGUUGUGAAUGUCUGUUCAGUAGAAGUGAUCUAAAUGCAAAUAGUCUAGGUUGGCCCAUUGAUGGUUGCAAGGAAGAUUACCAGUUAUGUUCCAAUACAUGAGGGUGGGGGGCAGAAUAUAAAUUGUUAUCUGGGAUAACUAUCAUGAAACUGAAUCAAAGUACUUAAACUAUUCUUGAUACUAACAGAAAUUAGGUCGUCUCAGAAAUAGUAAGUUUACUUUAACUUUUUUUAUAUGUCCUUGAAUAUUUUGAAAUAAAUUUUAAAAGCAGCACCCAUUAUAUCAUUUUGAAUUCUCCAUCAAUUAUUAUUCCUUCAGCUCAAGUGGAAAGAAUUAUUUGUCUAAAUAUUUCUCAGCCUUUUGAUAAUUGUAACAAAACUGUGGACAACAAUUCCCAGGUGAAAAAUUACCAGUCAUGAACUUCAAUAGAACACUAAAAACAUUGAAACCUGUAUAUAAUGUUAAGUUAUUUUUUUUUCCUGAAAAUGGAUUUGAAGAAUUUUAUUUUCUAUGAAAUAGUUGGAUUGCUGUACAUUCCAAACUACUAAUCCAAUAAUAAGUUUAAACUAUUGUAAGUUUAAUUAAACUAUUGUUAAAUUUUCCUUUAUGGUGCAUUGAUAAAAAAAACUGUGCUUAAUAAAUGCUUUAUUUAAACUUC
This is a messenger RNA of Pantherophis guttatus, 2594 nucleotides long. It is a transcript of the gene KITLG, whose product is annotated as KIT ligand. Gene Ontology annotation, cellular component: plasma membrane. Gene Ontology annotation, biological process: positive regulation of cell population proliferation; cell adhesion. Gene Ontology annotation, molecular function: cytokine activity; stem cell factor receptor binding. The record is from RefSeq and is a predicted model, not a curated record. NCBI's taxonomy places the organism in Eukaryota, Metazoa, Chordata, Lepidosauria, Squamata, Colubridae.